This is a messenger RNA of Tetrapisispora phaffii CBS 4417, 723 nucleotides long. RefSeq names its product Rcr2p (gene RCR2). The coding region runs from base 1 to 723 and encodes 240 amino acids. Gene Ontology annotation, biological process: vesicle-mediated transport. Gene Ontology annotation, cellular component: intracellular membrane-bounded organelle. The record is from RefSeq and is a predicted model, not a curated record. The transcript has a single exon. NCBI's taxonomy places the organism in Eukaryota, Fungi, Ascomycota, Saccharomycetes, Saccharomycetales, Saccharomycetaceae.
AUGUACAUCCUUAAUGAUUAUGAUUUGAAUAAAAUCACCGUCGCAAAAUUCGAAAAAACUUUGGAGUUGAAUACCAGGGAAACAGUGGAUGAUUCUUGGGGGUCAUCUUCCUGGGUAUGGGGUAGAUGGAUCUUGUUUGUUAUUUUUGUUGUUUUCUUGCUAGUUAUUUUCCUAGGAACUAUUAGAGCUAAUAAGAGAAGAAGAACUUUAGGUCAAGCUCCUAUUAGAGGCACAGCAUGGAUGACUCCUCCUACAUAUAGACAAAGUGAGAGAGACUACAAUGCUAACGGCAGCGCUGCUAACGGUCACGACUUUGUCCCAAAAUAUACAGCUGAGGCAAAUGAUCAAGAUCUUGGUUACUACGAUGCUCGUGGUGAAUUCCAUCCUAAUUCAAAAUCUGAAUAUUUGCCACCUCCACCCCUAGUUCAUGAAGUCGACUCAAAUGCUUCAACUACAUCAAACAGUCAUGAAAGACCGAAUAUACCGCCACCACAGUCUGUAGUAACAAUGUCAAGAUCAGCAAAUAAUAGCGCCACUGCCGAUUCUCCCAUACCUCAAUACCAAAGAGGUAAUAUUGCAAUCUCAGAUGAUGCUUCUGUUGAUAAUUUGGACUUCUCUAGAUACAAUUAUAUCGAUGCAAACAGCACAAGCAAUACAGCUCGUUCAAAUCAACCAACUUCAGAUAAUAAUAAUGAUCUACCCAGACCGCCAAAAGCAGCAUAA